GUCAUUCCUAGAGGGGCGGCGCGCUGAACAGGAGGUGUUUUCCAGCUUUAAAGGGGAUGGAGCCAGCCCCUUCUGACAAGCCCUGUGUCACAGCUACCGGGACUCUCUGGAAAUCUUAAUUAGGCUUAAGCACAACGAAACGACAGCAAAACUCAUCUAACCAUCAGACCAACCCCGAGUGUGUGAGAAGUGCUGUGAAGAUAAGCCGAUCGCAUACUCUACUCUCUUUUCCAUUUCAGUUUCUAUUGGAGUGCUGUCACAUGGAUGAAAGUGUUUGAAUGAAUCUCAAAUCAGCAUUCGAGUUUACUUUCUUUAUUGACAAAUAAUGCGUUUCUUUUUCUUUUGAUUAAUGCACACUUCUACAGUCUAAAAUAGUUCGUUCUUUUUCGCAGUUCUCAUAUGGUACUGCCUGUGAUAUUAUUGCCAACCUUCACAACCACAAAAGUAGACCAAUCGCUAGUUGAAUGCAGGAUACCAGCUGUUUGAGACUCAGCUCCAAAUUCAACUUUGGUCCAGUCCUCCCAGCGGCUUUGGGAAAGGAAAGAGGAUUGCAGUUUCUCACCUCUCUCGCUACCGAGAUGAAGUCUGCAGAAGAAGAUGCAUAUAGCUACACUCCAAACGUCAGCCUGUCCCUGCCACUGGGCAUGGGAAACCCCUGUCUGGCCACCCAGUACCACACGAUGCAGUCCAGCCCCAUUAUCUCUGUGUCCUCCUGCCACCAGACAGGCUACGGUCUCCACGAUCACAACAACCACAACCCAGUCCAGGGCUACUACAUGUCCCACGGCCUGAGGCCUAACGGGGCUCCGGCCCUGGAGAGUCCUCGCAUCGAGAUCACAGCCUACCACCAGUACCCUGAGGAGGAGGUGGAGGAGAGCAGCACCAUGGACCACAUCGUCCACCACAAGCGGGGGGUCAACUCCAUUGUGACCCUGACGCUGCCAAAUGCCGAUGGCUACCGCGACCCCAGUUGCCUCAGCCCGGCCAGCAGCGUGUCAUCACGUAGCUGCAACUCGGAUGCGUCGUCCUACGAGUCCGGCUUUUACAACUAUGACAACUCACCCCAGAACUCGCCAUGGCAGUCUCCUUGCGUCUCUCCGAAAGGCUCGUCCUCUCUCCUCUCCUGCCCACACGCUCCUCUCGGCCCCCCCUCGACCUCCCCCCGCCACUCGCCAUCCACCUCCCCCCAGAUCGGGGCCCAAGCCGAGGAGGGCUGGGCGGGGCAGGGGCCCUGUGGAAGCUCCAGGCCCAACUCCCCGGCUUGCAGUGGAGGAGGUGGCGGCGUUGGCGUGGGGAAGAGGAAAUACAGCUUCAACAGCACUACCUACAGACAGCCAACCUACUCGCCCAACCAGUCGUCCACGCCUUCCCCGCGCGGCUCGCCCAGGGUCAGCGUCACAGACGACAGCUGGCUGGCCAACACCAACCAGUACACCAACUCUGCCAUCGUGGCGGCCAUCAACGCCCUCACCACCGACGGAGUGGUCGACAUGGGCGAGGGCAUCCCCGUCAAGGCCCGCAAAACCAACCUAGACCACAGCCCCACGAUGAGCCUGAAGAGGGAGCCGGGAGGAGAGGAGAUGGGCCCUGGGAGCGAGCUCCUCCAGGAGGACUACAUCUCCCGCCUGCCUUUCAAGAAGGAGAGCUACUGUGGGGGCUUCCUAGACGUGCCCCAGCAAUCCUACUCCUGGUCCAAGCCAAAGCCCUACCUCAGCUCCCUGCCCGCCCUGGAUUGGCAGCUGCCGUCUUGCUCUGGCCCGUACAGUCUGCAGAUCGAGGUGCAGCCCAAGUCCCACCACCGUGCCCACUACGAGACAGAGGGCAGCCGCGGGGCAGUCAAAGCUCCGUCCGGAGGUCAUCCGGUCGUGCAGCUCUACGGUUACAUGGAGAGCGAGCCCCUUACCCUGCAGCUGUUCAUCGGGACCGCAGACGACCGCCUCCUGCGACCGCACGCCUUCUACCAGGUCCACCGCAUCACGGGCAAGACUGUCUCUACCGCCAGCCACGAGGCCCUGCAGUCCAACACCAAGGUGCUGGAGAUCCCUCUGCUGCCCGAGAACAACAUGCGAGCCAUCAUUGACUGUGCAGGGAUUCUGAAGCUGCGGAACUCUGACAUCGAGCUGCGUAAGGGCGAGACGGACAUCGGGCGCAAAAACACGCGCGUGAGGAUGGUGUUCCGUGUGCACAUCAACCAGCCCAAUGGCAGGACCAUCUCCCUACAGGCCUCCUCCAACCCCAUCGAGUGCUCCCAGCGCUCGGCACAGGAGCUGCCCCUGAUAGAGAAGCAGAGCCUGGACAGCUACCCCGCCACGGGGGGAAAGAAGAUCCUCCUGAACGGACACAACUUUCUGCCAGACUCCAAAGUGGUGUUCGUGGAGAAGGCCCAAGAUGGACACCACCUAUGGGAGACAGAAGCCAAAGUUGACAAGGACUCCUUCAAGUCUACGGUGCUGGUGGUGGAGAUCCCACCCUACAGGAACCAGAGAAUAUCCAGCCCAGUGCAGGUCAACUUCUACGUCUGCAAUGGCAAGAGAAAGAGGAGCCAAUACCAGCGCUUCACCUACCUCUCCCCAAACGUCCCGAUAAUAAAGACAGAACCGAAUGAUGAAUAUGAGCCUCUGGGGGCUCAUUCCAAGCCUUACUAUGGCCAACCCAGGCUCACUCCUAUCAUACCUGUGGGGGACGCUGACACCUGCCUGGUCGGGGUUUAUCCUCCCUGCCCGCCUUGCCAUGGCAGCAUUGGCAGCAUGCCCGCCUCCUCCCCCAGUUCCAGCCCAACACUGCACGACCUGUCCCCCGUGGCUUACCCCAAGUGCCUCUCCACCAGCCCUACGCAUGCCCACAACGGUCUCUUGGCGUCCGCCAUCCAGGAGACGCCAGGGCAGUGCCCAGCACCGCUGGUCUGCCCUUCCUCACCCGACCACGCUCCACUGGGCAUGCUCCACUCCCAGGGCAGCAGCCCGCAUCACCUUGGUAGCCCCGGUCCCCAUGGCUACCACCCGCUCUACCCCAACAGCAGCCCCUCCACCUCCCCUGGGUCGCUCCCCUCCACUCCAGGGGGGGCAGCAGAGAGCCCGUUCGCCCAGGCACCACCUUACAGCCCUACCCAGGGACAGAGCCAGACCGAGGCCAGGAUCAGCCCUCCCAGCCUGCUGCCGGUAGAUGCCAGCCCCCCCUCCCUAGCCGUCACCGUCAAGCGGGAACCCCAGGAUCUGGACCAGAUGUACCUGGACGAUGUCAAUGAGAUCAUCCGAAACGACCUGUCCAGCAUCUCAGUGCAUCUCAGUACAUAAACUCUCUGCAGAUACAAAAAGGGACAGAGGCAAAAGGACCCCAAACCAAAGCUCCUAUAUCCACAUGAGGAUCCCCUUAACAGAGAGCUUUCACAUUACCACUUCCUCAUUGCUACAUUUCCCAGAUGCCUGAUUCGCUUGCCCCUCAUGACGCUGCAGAACGAUUGGCCGACUGGUGGUCAUUGACAGGAAACUGCAAAGCUCCAUAUGAACGAAUGUUAUAAUAUAAUGUGAGACGGCCUUAGAUAUAAUGGGAGGGACUGUGACAAUUAAUACACUUGCCUUAAAUGACAACUUUUGCUCUUCCAUGGACCAAACAGCUCAGUAAGACUGAAUACUCGUUUCUUUACUGAUGGCCUCUUCUUUAUGUGUGUUGGACUCUAAUAUACGGACAAGCCAAUGGGUGUAUCAUAUGUUGGUCAGAGCGUCCUGGCAAACCACAGCAACCCAAGCGGUGCCUUACAACAUCACUCACUGACUAGAAUGCAAUGUCACUUCGAUCACUUCAAUCAUUCGUUUACAGGGAAACAAAAAAUGGCUGAAAAAUAUGUAGGGACAUGUGUAUAGGUUAGAUUUGUGUAUCUGUUUUUUUUUUAUUAUGUCCUCGUCCAUUUAUACUGAAUGUUGUGUAUGAUAUUCUUUGUAUAAACAUGUAUUUGAAAUGUACUUUGUGUAUGCCUUAAAUCUUUAGCUCAUCGUUUUUUUUCAAUGUCUUCCUUUUUUCUGAUGAUCCAAUGUGUACCACCUCGUUGCUAGCAUCUGUCUUGACACCUAGUGCCUCUUCUUUCCUUCUGCUCUGGCCUCCCUCUUCCCUUCUUUCUAAAAUAUUCAGAAAUGCUUAGACAAUCAGGAGAGAGCCUACUGUACAUAUUGUAGGAGAACAACUGGGUUUGCAUGUACAUACCAUAUGAUGAUAAGGACUAGCUAAGACAUAAUCGUAUUUCCCUUGCCUGUAUAGUAAAGCUAGAGAAGGAUGGAGGCUUCUGCUUGGCAAUAAUUGAUUUCUUCAUAUCAAAGGCUUUUACCUUGUAAAUUAUUGUUCAAGCUUCUUCUUUACUAUUAGAGACAGUGGCUCAGUAGGCUUCAAUCAGUAUGUAAUGCACUUUACCAUAGUAGCAGCACAGGUUUAUCUUCCAUCAUGACCAAAUGUUAUAGGAUCUAGUUUCCUAUACUUAGUAUGAUAGGCCAGACAGCCCUUACUGAGCCACGGAGUCUCUUCUUAUAAAGGUUGACAGAUCUGCAAUCUUUUUCUAUGUCGUCAAGUACAAUGUCUUUCUUCAGCAUGCGGAGAAUACUAAUGAUAUAUAUGAUUUAGCUUUACUACACCAUUAAAUGGCUUCAUGAAUACAUGUGGACUAUAUGAUAGCAUGGCUCUAUGUAACAGAUUGAUGUAUUGUGCCUUAUUCUCCAUUGUCUCUCUGCUACAACAUGAUUGUAACUCUUAAUCAUUUUCUAUCCAGGCACAAAGGUUAAAUAUAUUUCCUCUUUAAUAUGAAAUAUUUAUGGAAAUUCAAAUGGUGUUUUAUGUACACUCAAUGUGUUCUAUAAAAAAAAGGAAUUAAUAAAUGACAUAAUAUUGACAAUA
Salmo salar (Atlantic salmon) is the source of this 4878-nucleotide messenger RNA. Its product is annotated as nuclear factor of activated T-cells, cytoplasmic 1. Gene Ontology annotation, cellular component: transcription regulator complex. The record is from RefSeq and is a predicted model, not a curated record. Gene Ontology annotation, molecular function: transcription factor binding; DNA-binding transcription factor activity, RNA polymerase II-specific; RNA polymerase II cis-regulatory region sequence-specific DNA binding. NCBI's taxonomy places the organism in Eukaryota, Metazoa, Chordata, Actinopteri, Salmoniformes, Salmonidae. Gene Ontology annotation, biological process: calcineurin-NFAT signaling cascade; cytokine production; regulation of transcription by RNA polymerase II.